Anolis carolinensis (green anole) is the source of this 1432-nucleotide messenger RNA. RefSeq names its product olfactory receptor 10C1-like. Gene Ontology annotation, biological process: G protein-coupled receptor signaling pathway. The transcript has a single exon. Bases 316 to 1239 code for a protein of 307 amino acids. NCBI's taxonomy places the organism in Eukaryota, Metazoa, Chordata, Lepidosauria, Squamata, Anolidae. Gene Ontology annotation, molecular function: olfactory receptor activity; odorant binding; G protein-coupled receptor activity. The record is from RefSeq and is a predicted model, not a curated record. Gene Ontology annotation, cellular component: membrane.
AGAUGCAAUAAUUAAACAGUGUGCGUAUUUUUAAUGCUGCUUUUUGGGGGUUAUUUUAUAGAGUGAAGAUUUCCAUGUAUAAUGAACUAGAAACAGAAGCUAAUUUAUAAAAAUAAAUUCAAGAAAAUUCAACUGAUUUUUCCAACUUCAAGAAUAUGUUUCAUCAGUAAGUUAUAAAUUGAUCAGCAGAAAAAAGUGAUUUCUAAAUUGUGAAGCAACUCUAUGUGAAAAUAUAGCAAAAGGGAAAAAUGACUGUAGAAAAAUAACUGGUGAAUUUAAUGAUCAAAGCAGUUCAUUAAGAUAUGCCAUGGAAAUAUGAGUAUGGAAGAAAAUGCUACAAUUCUGUCUGGAUUUAUACUUGUGGGUUUUACUGAAAUGCAUCAAUUCCAUUUUUUAAUCUUUGCAGUGUUGCUGUCUCUGUACAUGAUCACCUUAAUGACAAACACUAUGAUUAUUCUAAUAGUAAAAUCUGAUCCUGUGCUUAACACACCUAUGUACUUCUUUCUAAUGCAUUUGGCCUUCUUGGAGGCUUGCUAUAUGUCAGUCAUCAUCCCCAAGUUAUUAGAAAAUUUAAUGGUCAAACCUAAUGUCAUUUCCUUCCUGGGAUGUGCUGUGCAGAUGUUUCUCUUCCUGUUUUUUGGGGUAGCUGAAUGCUUUCUUCUGGCUGCAAUGGCAGUUGACAGAUAUGUUGCCAUAUGCUGCCCUCUGCGUUACACAACCAUUAUGAGCAGAAAUAUUUGCUGGAAAAUGGUGACAGGUUCGUAUAUCUGUGGGACUGUCGUUGGGCUAGUCCACACCACUGUCACAUUUAGAUUGCCAUUUUGUGGUGUGUUCAUAAACCACUUUUUUUGCGAGGUACAGCCACUGUUGGAAUUAGUCUGUGGAAACACUUUCCAAAAUGAACUUCAAGUCAUUGGGAUAGCUCUGAUGGCUAUAAUGCUACCUUUCCUGCUGAUCAUCCUGUCUUACAUUGGUAUUAUCUUCACUAUCAUCAGAAUGCCAGUCUUGCAGAGCAGAUAUAAAGCCUUCUCCACCUGCUCUUCACAUUUAAUAGUGGUUGUCCUCUUUUAUGGAACAGCUAGUUCUAUGUAUUUAAAACCCAAAUCCAGCUAUUCUCCACCAGUGGACAAGCUUUUAUCGUUUUCUUACACUGUUGUAACUCCUCUGUUAAAUCCUAUUAUCUAUAGUCUAAGAAACAAGGAAAUCCAGGCAUCCCUGAGAAAGCUAUGGAAAAAAUGAAUUUUGUCAACUCAGAAAAGUGGAUACCCUGUUUCCCCUAAAAUAAGACAUCCCCAGAAAAUAAGACCUAGUAGAUGUUUUGCUGAAUUGCUAAAUAUAAGGCCUCUCCCGAAAGUAAGACCUAGCAAAGUUUUUGUUUGGAAGCAUGCUCGUCGAACAGAACACCAGAGCAUGCAGGAUCGGUAAAUGUACC